CUAGUAUAUUACUCUAUAUAUAUGUGUGUGUAUUCUUUGGCGUAGUUAAUGGUAUUAUCAUAACAACCAACUAAAGAUUUUUUGAGUUCAUAAAAAUCAAAUGGCUGAAACUGAAAAUAGGAGUAGUGGAGAUGGAAGGUGGUCACUUAAGGGCAUGAAUGCCCUAGUAACCGGCGGCACCCGAGGUAUAGGAUAUGCCAUAAUAGAGGAAUUGGCAAGUUUUGGAGCGAGUAUUUAUACGUGUUCGCGUAAUCAGGAGGAUCUGGAUAAAUGCUUCCAGGAAUGGAAAAGUAAGGGAUACAAAGUAAGUGGUUUAGUGUGUGACUUGUCAUCAAGACCUCAACGGCAAGAGCUAAUGGAGAAAGUUGGAGAUUAUUUUAAUGGGAAGCUUCACAUUCUUGUGAACAAUGCUGCAACAUCUAUUCCAAAGAAAACUACUGAUUUUAGUGAUGAGGAUUACUCAGUGACUAUGAGUACCAAUUUUGAGGCACCCUACCACCUUUCUCAACUUUCAUACCCUCUUCUAAAGGCAACUGGACAUGGAAGCAUUGUUUUUGUCUCUUCUGUUGCUGGGCUCUUGGCAGUACCUUAUUGUUCUCUCUACUCCGGGUCCAAAGGAGCAAUAAAUCAAGUUACAAGAAGUUUGGCAUGCGAGUGGGCAAAAGAUGAUAUUCGUGUUAAUGCUGUGGCUCCUUGGUUCGUUGAGACCCCCCUUAAGGAUGAAGUAGUGAAAGUUUUUAAAGCAGGAGAGGUAGAGGGGGCAAUCAAAAGAACUCCAAUUAGCAGGCAGGGAAAGCCUAAUGAAAUCUCAUCAGUGGUUGCAUUCCUAUGUUUACCAGCUGCUUCUUGGCUCACUGGGCAAGUUAUCUGUGUGGAUGGGGGCAUAACUGCCACCAGCUUCUGAUCUCAUGAGCAUGUAUAAUAUAUAUAUAAAAUAAGAUUCUGUGGAAAUCAUUUAAAAUCGAUCAUUUUAAAUCUCUUGGAAAGUUUAUAAAAGUCUUGAUUAUAUACAUCCCGGCCCUAAGGAAUUGUUACUUAAUUUUUUCAUUUUAUGAAUUUAUAACUAAACCAAGCAUUACUCAGGCCACCUCAUCAAAGCCUGUAAAGGUCGCCAAGAAUUGCUUGAUUCUUGGCAUUUCUUCAUCCCUAAACAAUAUCUAUCUAUCUGCCUCUCUAUUCACACUGCUUUUUAAUUGGCCUCUUUUGUAUAAUUCAAUAUGCCUUUUCUUUGGUCCAAUAUCGAUCAAGUAAUUUCACAUUUUGA
Messenger RNA from Ipomoea nil (Japanese morning glory), 1264 nucleotides. Its product is annotated as tropinone reductase homolog. Bases 101 to 904 code for a protein of 267 amino acids. The record is from RefSeq and is a predicted model, not a curated record. Lineage: Eukaryota; Viridiplantae; Streptophyta; Magnoliopsida; Solanales; Convolvulaceae. The transcript has 5 exons. Gene Ontology annotation, molecular function: oxidoreductase activity.